AUGGAGUCGGGGGAAUCAAAGGAGCAGAAAAAACAAAUCCAGGAUCAAACAAAAGUGAAAACUUGCAUAUUUUGCGCCGUUAUCUUCAUGCUUGCUUAUGUGGUAACAGCGACCUACAUACCAUUUCCCAGACUGCAUCUUCCCAAUUUUAUCGACAGAGUUGUCUUCACUCUACGAUGGCUGAUGGUUUCUCUACUGGCAAUCUAUGCCGGUGUCAUUGCAGUUGGAAAUAAGCGAUUUGCUACAGCUGCCAUCAAUCCACUGGAUCCGAGCGGUAAACAGUUCACAGAGCUUCGUCAACAGUAUCUUCAAAACACUGUGGAGCAAUUCCUGCUUCAUUCAUUCAGUCUGCUAGCGUUGUCGACUUACCUUUCUGAAGAGAAGAUGCAUUGGAUUCCGCUGUUGAUUGUGCUCUUUAUAAUCGCAAGAGCUCUGUUUUUCAUUGGGUAUUCCAUUGACCCUUUGAAGCGAGGAGUUGGAUUUGCAAGUACCUCGUACCCAACUCUGGCUGUUACUGGAUACUGUUUGUAUUGUAUGUGCGUGUAUGGUGUGACCUUUGGCGUUAAAUGA
Porites evermanni is the source of this 570-nucleotide messenger RNA. The record is from the annotation of a GenBank genome assembly. Lineage: Eukaryota; Metazoa; Cnidaria; Anthozoa; Scleractinia; Poritidae.